UGCCGUGACGUUAAUUAUCUCUCCGCUUCGAAUCGAAUUUUUCAACAUUUCUGCGAAUUUAGAGAUUGGAUAAUGGCGCGGAAGCAGAAGGGGGAGGUGAAGCGGGGAACGCCGGCGGCGCACGGCACGGUGACUGUGAUGGUGGCCGAGGAGCAACAGCGGUUCGCGGUACCGCUGGAGUACCUGAGCCACCCUCUGUUCGCGGAGCUCCUGGAGGAGGCCGCGGCGGAGUACGGCUUCAGCCACUCCGGCGCCAUCGCCAUCCCCUGCGCGGUCGAUCACUUCCGCCGCGUCCUCCACAACAUCGAGCGAGACCUCCGCCGCCGCCGCCGCCGCCGCCACCCGAACUUCACUCUGCCCAUCACGAAAUAACUGCACGCGCCGCCUCGUAGGACUUCAACGACGGAGCGGAGCCGGCGAAUUUUUUUUUUUUAAUAUUGUCGACCUGUUUAGCGUUUACUUCGAAUCUUCUCUAGUUCUUCCAUUUCCUUUCAGUAAAUUCUACUUCCUCGAUUUCUGUAAUCGAUCUGCAAGAGUUUGAUCUUGAAUCAAGAGAAGAAACAAAAAAAAAAAAAAACAAAUUAUUAGCUUAA
This is a messenger RNA of Zingiber officinale, 593 nucleotides long. RefSeq names its product auxin-responsive protein SAUR32-like. Gene Ontology annotation, biological process: response to auxin. The transcript has 2 exons. Bases 73 to 372 code for a protein of 99 amino acids. NCBI's taxonomy places the organism in Eukaryota, Viridiplantae, Streptophyta, Magnoliopsida, Zingiberales, Zingiberaceae. The record is from RefSeq and is a predicted model, not a curated record.